AUGGCACCGCUACCCCAGAUACCACAAUCGUUUUCCCCAGUGCAGUCGGAUCCGAUGUUUCGGUGGAAUGGUGUGGAAGGAGGCAGCUUUGGUGAUUCCGGAACCCCCGGCAUGAACUCCUUCGCCGCAAUGCUCCCGACAGCGACCCCUUACGGGCAAACAAUCCCGGCAUCUUCAAACGCCCUCGCACGGCGACAGAACAGCCGGGCGCUAGUUCCCACAGCCCCGAGGACCCCGUUUGACCGCGGCUCUGACGGAUGGAGCGGAUACGGCGAAGACCCGGCCUACCUUCAACAAACAAAUCCGGGUUCGGAUGAGCACGACAACGUCGAACGGCUCGAGGAGAUGGCCCAAAGGGCAAAGAGGGAAGCGCAGGCAAAGAGAAAACAGAUACCACCCUUUGUCCAGAAGCUUAGCAGUUUCUUGGACGAAUCGAGGAACACCGACUUGAUUCGCUGGUCUGACAAGGGCGAUUCGUUUGUUGUCCUGGACGAGGAUGAGUUCGCCAAGACACUGAUCCCCGAGCUCUUCAAACACAAUAACUACGCCUCGUUCGUGCGGCAGCUCAACAUGUACGGCUUUCACAAGCGUGUGGGACUGUCUGAUAACUCAAUGAAAGCGAGCGAGAGGAAGAAUAAGAGCCCAAGCGAAUAUUACAAUCCGUACUUUCGCCGCGGCCAUCCUAACCUCCUAUGGCUGAUCAACAAACCCAAGAGCGGCAACAGCAAGAAGAAGGGGAAGAAGGACGAAGUCGAUGUUGAGAGCGAAGAAGAAGGGGUGGAGGAAGCCUAUAGCGCACCGAAUCUCGCGGCUCCCCAGGCAGCUAGAGCAUCUGUUUCCCACGAACUCAGCCCCUUGCAGAGGAAGGACUUGGUGCAAGUCAAGUCACAGAUUGAGAGGAUCCAGCAGCAGCAGGUUGCUAUCUCCAACAUGUUGAAUAAGAUGCGUCAGGAUCAGAGCCAGCUCUACCAGCAGGCCCUCCUCUUUCAGAACAUGCACGAGCGCCACGAGAACUCGAUCAACGCCAUACUCAACUUCCUGGCCAACGUAUUUAGAAAAUCGUUGGAAGAGCAGGGUGGGGCGCAAACAGUACAAGAUCUUCUGGCAAGUAUCAUACCGAAUGGUCAAGGACACCCUCAAACGCAAAUCUCUCCAACCAGCGGCGUCGUUGACCUCGGCGGAUUCGUCAACCAGCGGUCUCAAAACGUCAGCACGGCAGGCACUCCGAAGCGACAACCACGUCUGUUACCCCCGAUUCCCCACCCUCAAGCAACAAAAGCGAGCACGCUACCAAGUACCUCCGCGCCCCCACCAGCACCACAAGCUUCGCACCAGGCCCCCCAGAUGGGGACGGUUACCGAACUCUUCGACACCUCGCCUGCGGACACAACUUCCCCAUCUUACAUUAAGAACGAGCUGCGGAGCAACCCUCAGGAAGGCAUGAUGAAAAUUAUCCAAGACACCAAUGCCGUCAACAACACCUCUGGGUUCGACCUCCCUGACGUGGCCGCCAAGACCCCCGCGAGCAUGAGCGAUGACCAACGUGCACAAAUGCUCAACAUCAUGGCCGGGAGUAACCCAAUCGCCACAACAGCGACGACAGCAGUCAACGGAAUCCCUGCCGUCAGCCCGACCGCCCCGGGGGCUUGGGAUGGGAUGGGCAUGUCGGGCGCGGCUGAUGGGACGGAUUUCAACUUUAGCUUGGACGAUAAUUCUGUGGGUGACUAUCUCUCCGGUAACGGGGGCGGGGGCGUUGGCGGGGUUGUCGGCGGUGGUCGCGCGGGCGGUGGUGCUGGUCAGGCCGGGGACGGUGGUAAUGCGGGGUUUCAGCCGGGGCGAGUCUUUGAGGCAACGUCGCUGAACAAUACCCCUAGCCCGGCCGGCACUGAGGAAAUCACCAGGGCGGACCUUGACAGCCCGGACAGAGGCGCCAAACGGCGGAGGAAGGAUUAG
Chaetomium globosum CBS 148.51 is the source of this 1953-nucleotide messenger RNA. RefSeq lists its product as uncharacterized. The record is from RefSeq and is a predicted model, not a curated record. The transcript has 3 exons. Gene Ontology annotation, biological process: regulation of DNA-templated transcription. The coding region runs from base 1 to 1953 and encodes 650 amino acids. Gene Ontology annotation, molecular function: DNA-binding transcription factor activity; sequence-specific DNA binding. NCBI's taxonomy places the organism in Eukaryota, Fungi, Ascomycota, Sordariomycetes, Sordariales, Chaetomiaceae.